GCGUCACAACUCGCUCCUUUCUGCUGACUUGAAUCUUAUUCUGAAAGGAUUAAAACAGCUUCGCGUCAUGAAUAUCGAUUGGAAUGAAAGGAUAGGACCAACUCUCUCGUCAGAUGUUUUUGCUGGUUUUUCCAAGAUGGACCACCUAAGCAUUGCCGACUGCGAUCUUAAACAUAUCGAGAAUGGAACAUUUCGAGCGAUGCACAAUUUAUCCACUCUCGACCUUUCCGGCAAUGUAAUAUCUCAUUUACAACCUGGUGCAUUGGAAGGACCCGGCGAUCGACUAUUGAAAUUGAAAUUGGCCCGGAACAGGCUAGAGACCAUAGCUGAUGGAACAUUUGCACGAUUUAGUAAACUCACUCAUUGCUAUUUGCAUAACAACAUGCUGAGAUCCGUGCCAGAUUUCACUGGCCUGACAUCCACUAUAAUGGAUAUGCGCUUGUACAAAAACCGCAUAACUGAUAUAUCACAAUUGGGAAAGGCUGGAUCCAAACUUGAGAUCUACACAUUGUAA
Messenger RNA from Orbicella faveolata, 514 nucleotides. RefSeq lists its product as uncharacterized. Gene Ontology annotation, molecular function: protein binding. The record is from RefSeq and is a predicted model, not a curated record. NCBI's taxonomy places the organism in Eukaryota, Metazoa, Cnidaria, Anthozoa, Scleractinia, Merulinidae. Gene Ontology annotation, cellular component: plasma membrane.